AUGGGCUCUCAGACAUCGAAGACAGUGGACGGACCGCUCGGUUCGGUGGAAGUGAGGGACAGACCGCCCGAUCACAAGAGGACCGGAGGUAUAAGUGAGUGUCCGAUGCAUCAGAAGGACAAACCAAUGGUCGCCUCCGAGUGUCCCAUAAGUCAAGACAAUUAUAUGCCGGUUGUGGCCAAUCAACAGCCGUCACCCGACCAGCCCUUCCCGCUUCCGACCGACCGUAAGGUCUCGUCGAUACCGAAAGCGGAGCCCAAGUCGGAGGACGACCUCUACUGGCAAUACCCGUCGGAACAGAUGUUCUGGAAUGCGAUGCAGAAGAAGGGCUGGAAAUGGGAUAAACCCGUCGACGGCGACCACAAGUGCGACCAAAUGAAGCCCAAAGACAUGUCGGAUAUCAUCAGAAUUCACAACUUUAACAAUGAGAUGGCGUGGAAAGAGAUCCAGAAGUGGGAAAUGGCUUUCCAUUUGAAUGAAUGCCCGAAUGGACCCAAACUGAAACGCUUCGGCGGCAGAGCUCAAGACUACAGCCCGCGGGCGCGGAUCCGCUCGUGGAUGGGCUAUGAGCUACCUUUUGAUCGACACGAUUGGAUAGUCGACCGCUGCGGUCAAGACGUCCGCUAUAUCAUCGACUACUACGACGGCCAGAAGUUGGACUCAAACAGCGGUAACUUCGCUAUACUGGACGUGAGGCCAGCCGUCGACUCUUUCGGCAACGUUUGGGACCGAAUGCGAGUCGCCUUUUGGCGAUGGACUCAGUCCUCCGAACAGUAG
Medioppia subpectinata is the source of this 777-nucleotide messenger RNA. Lineage: Eukaryota; Metazoa; Arthropoda; Arachnida; Sarcoptiformes; Oppiidae. The record is from the annotation of a GenBank genome assembly.